AUGGACGCAUUAAAAGAAAGUUACGAGCAUUUAUUAGUUGUAUUACGUGGCUUUCCUUGGUAUGCAUUAUGGAUUAUUUAUGUUUACAACUUUGGAAUAGCAUUUACUUCAUUGAUGAUGAGAAAAUUAUUAUAUAUGCUUGAUAAAGUUCCUCGACGACCAUCAAUAUUUAUAUCACUUUAUUUUGAUAAUAAUAAUUUUGUUAAACAAGCUGAUGAAUGCACCUGUUUUUGA
Messenger RNA from Rotaria sordida, 234 nucleotides. Lineage: Eukaryota; Metazoa; Rotifera; Eurotatoria; Philodinida; Philodinidae. The record is from the annotation of a GenBank genome assembly.